Messenger RNA from Orcinus orca (killer whale), 740 nucleotides. RefSeq names its product beta-defensin 36. The coding region runs from base 326 to 529 and encodes 67 amino acids. The record is from RefSeq and is a predicted model, not a curated record. Lineage: Eukaryota; Metazoa; Chordata; Mammalia; Artiodactyla; Delphinidae. Gene Ontology annotation, biological process: innate immune response. The transcript is spliced from 2 exons. Gene Ontology annotation, cellular component: extracellular region.
ACGGUUCAGUGCCAUCUUCUCGGCGAAGUUUUUCCGGACCUUCCGGACUCCGUGUGCGUGGCGCCCCCUUGUGGUCCCUUGGUUAGAGGUCGGACCUUGUUGCUUGACCUAAAUGAAGAAAAGAAAGCGUGCCACUUCAGGACGUGUGGCUGCACUCUGUGGGGCUCAGGGGGCGCGGGGGCUGUACCCACGGGCGGCUGAGGGCACGUGCGGGUGACAUCUGUUCCGGUUGGACCAAGGGAACGGGAGCCAGAGAGGCCAGAGCUCUCCCCCGUUAGCUUCGCCAUCGCAUCGGACUUGCAGCUUCACUAGGCCACUUCCAGCCAUGAAGCUCCUUUUGCUGACUCUGGCCGCACUGCUGCUCUUGUCCCAGCUCACUCCAGGUAGCACCCGAAAAUGCUGGAAUCGUCAUGGCAAAUGCCGCCAGAAAUGUUUCAGGAAGGAAAGGGUCUAUGUUUACUGCACAAAUAAUAAAAUGUGCUGUGUGAAGCCCAAGUACCAGCCAAAAAAUCUUCCAUGGAAAGCUUAAGUUCCUUGAAACCUGAAGUCAUCAAAAGGCCCGUGAAGCUACGCUGAGUCUGACCACAGUGGAUUCUCAAUCUCUGUCAAUAAACACUUCUGGCUGACCCCUAUGUUUGCCUGUUAGUCUAUCCAGCGGUUCUCAGGAAGUCCUCUUAUAGAUGGUCCAUUAAGUCAAAACUGUUUUCAUUAUAAUAAUAAGACAUUACUUGCCAUUUUAU